AAAUGUCUGGAAUUAUCUACUACCUCACAUACGCGCUUGGCUUGGCUAUCGCUGCCACUUAUGGCCACGAAGCGAGCAUUUAUUGCAACGACUGUUCGGCAGCAAAUGUAAAUUGUAAAAUCAGUGAAUUUGGACGCAGUUGCAGGGCCCUGCCCCCUGACUACAGCAACAGCAGUGCCACAGAUUUGGGAGCUUAUAAUCCUCUGGAGCAUGGCCACAGUAGCAGCAAUCUAGCCGGCUGCAUUCCAGAAGGUAUGAAUGUACGAGACCUCGUUACAGAGAAUCACUACUUCUGUUGCACUUGGUCCAAGGAGCUUGGCUGUCAGCAGAUCAAAUUCACGACCCACCACCUCUUUGUGCAGUGCAAUUGGUGUGUGCCCGAGAAGGUGCCCGCCAGAAAGGAAGAUUAUCAUCGUUGUCCCUGCAACAAAUGCCCUGGGGAACUGUGCGACGGCACCUGUCUCAUUGCGCUUGGCCUUUCCUUCUAUGGUGUUUUCAAACGCUCUUUGUUUUCCGCUUAAGAAUGAU
This is a messenger RNA of Drosophila subobscura, 528 nucleotides long. RefSeq lists its product as uncharacterized. NCBI's taxonomy places the organism in Eukaryota, Metazoa, Arthropoda, Insecta, Diptera, Drosophilidae. The transcript has 2 exons. The coding region runs from base 3 to 521 and encodes 172 amino acids. The record is from RefSeq and is a predicted model, not a curated record.